GCCCGUAAUCGCCUUCAAAAAGGGUAUGAAUUUAGCAAAGAACAAGCAUUUGUAUUAAUUUCUCACAAGAGAAUUAGAAGAAGUAAAAGCCAAGUAAUCUCUAAAGAAGGAGGAGAUGUGGAUAUAUGCUUAGUAUCUGAUACCACUCUAGAAGGGGAGACUAUCAAACAAAUGGCUCAGCGUAUUAUGAAAAAUAAACUUAGUGAAAAGGAUGUAAAGGCAAUAUCUAGAACCUUAGUCGAAACAUCUUCUGAUGCUGUCGUUGCCUUAUCCCGCCUCUCUAGGCUUCGAAGAGAAUUAUAG
Molecule: messenger RNA, 303 nt
Organism: Dentiscutata erythropus
Lineage: Eukaryota; Fungi; Glomeromycota; Glomeromycetes; Diversisporales; Gigasporaceae
Source: the annotation of a GenBank genome assembly